AUGGAAAAUAACGAUAAAUAUCUGCGACCCGGCACUUGCAGGCGGUGUUUAAAACACAACAAGAAGCGUUCUGUCCAAAAAGCGGAUAGCUUGCGUCGCGAGAUGAGUUAUCCAGAAAACAUUCCCCGGGUUUCGUCGCGUACUCAUCACCCAACCGGGAAACCGCAGGAUACGCGUUAUGACGAGUUAAGUCCUUGCCAAGAUCGUUAUACAACCGGGAAACCGCAGGAUAAGUAUUACGAGGAAGUUUUAGGCCCUUGCCAAGAUAGUUAUGUGUACCGGAAAUCGCAGGAUGAGUAUUACGAGGAGGUUUUGGGCCCUUGCCAAGAUCGUUAUGCAACCCGGAAAUCGCAGGAUAAGUAUACUGAAGAAGGGUUUAGCCCUUACCAAGAUCGUUAUACAACCCGGAAAGCGCAGGAUAAGCCUUAUGAGGAUUUGUUUGGCCCGUUUCAGGAGCCGCAGGAUGAGCAAUACGAGGAAGUGUUUGGCCCGCAUCAGGAUCGUUAUCCAACCCAGGAACCGCAGGAUAAGAUUUAUGAUGAAGUCCUAUGCCCAUGUCAAGAUCGUACAUGUCCGUUUAAUGUUGGACAGUAUAUCCUUCUUGGGCUGGAUUCACCCUUAUUUAAAACACACCGCGCCUAUGAUACCCUGGGAGAACCUGGACUGACUUAUCGCAAGCUUUCGAAGCAAAAGGAUGUGAAUCCUAGGAGUUCCAGACAGUCACAGUAUUUCGAUUAUCCAUCGAUUCCCGAUCUUCAACUGCCGCAGUCGGAAACUGAAGAAGAGGAUGAAAUGGAGUGUCGUAUCUGCAAGAGUUUGCCUCGUAAACAAUCCUCAAAGAGUCCAAAUAAGACAUCUCCAAAUGACCAUGGGUAUUAUGAAAGCGCUAAGCUUUCUGCGCAUUCCAAAUCUCAAAGCGUUCGUGUUACAAGGACUGGCGAUGAUCUCAGGGCAGCAGUUCGUCGCCAGAUUGAAGAGCAAGAGGCUCUCGAGGAAAUGAAGCGUAAGGCUAGAAAGGCGGACUCAUCGGGAUCAUCAUCUGGCGAAGAAACCGUUCGAAUAGCUAGAGAUCCCGAGCCACAGUCAAGGGAACGCCAAUCUUCCGAAAAAUCGCUGCCAAAAGAACCAAGUUCCGAUAACAUGGACUUCCGUCUCAGUGCCGAAGAUAUAAUCCAGACCCAAAUUUUGGAUCCGCUGACAUUGCAAAUUCAGCAUAUGUAUCUAAAUAUCAGGAGAAACGGAUGGGAAGUCAUGGAGGAGCUGCGAAGGAUUCCAGCACAGGUUCGCGAAAUCCAUAGGCAGGCAGGCACUAACGGACGCUAUUGAAAAUGGCUUUGAGUUUCACACUUC
Messenger RNA from Drosophila takahashii, 1350 nucleotides. RefSeq lists its product as uncharacterized. Lineage: Eukaryota; Metazoa; Arthropoda; Insecta; Diptera; Drosophilidae. The record is from RefSeq and is a predicted model, not a curated record.